Messenger RNA from Macrosteles quadrilineatus (aster leafhopper), 1484 nucleotides. It is a transcript of the gene nclb, whose product is annotated as periodic tryptophan protein 1 homolog. Bases 103 to 1443 code for a protein of 446 amino acids. Gene Ontology annotation, cellular component: nucleus. The transcript has 11 exons. NCBI's taxonomy places the organism in Eukaryota, Metazoa, Arthropoda, Insecta, Hemiptera, Cicadellidae. The record is from RefSeq and is a predicted model, not a curated record. Gene Ontology annotation, molecular function: protein binding. Gene Ontology annotation, biological process: rRNA processing.
GUCGUCUGCACCGUUCAAAUUCUAACCUCUUUCAUUCUACAUUGGUUGAAAACUAAAAGUGUGUUAAACCAUUGUUAAACUUAUCUCUUUUUAUAAGGGGAAAUGGAACACAAUUUUAUUCCUUGUUCCAAAUGGAUUAAACGUGGAGUUGCAAAAGCAAAACCUGAAGUGGUACAGCUCAGUAAAGAUGAAUUAAAGGGACUGGUUGAUAAAGCAAAAAGUGACAUUUUAGGUUUUGCUGGGAGUGUGAAAAAUGCGGAUAAAACUGACGUGCCUCAGAACACAGAUGAAGACCAGUUCGGCAUGGAGGAUUACGAUAAAGAUGAUGAAAUUGAAGAUUUAGCUGGUAUCGGAGGACUGAUAUCUUUGGACGAUGAAGAUCUUGAUACGGAAGAACAGGAAGGAGAAGAAAAUGACUCAGAUAAAGAAGAUGACGAAAUCAAACCAAACGAUAACUUGAUAGCGGUUGGUCACGUUACUGGCGACAUAAGUGUCUUGGAAGUUUAUGUAUACAACGAGGAAGACAAUGAUUUAUACGUUCACCACGAUAUAGUCCUUCCUACUGUUCCGUUGGCCUUAGAAUGGCUGAGUAAUAUUCCAGGAUCACCAUCAUCAGGAAACUAUCUUGCAAUGGGUGGAAUGACCCCGGAAAUCACAAUCUGGAACUUAGACCUGGUGAACAUUCUGGAGCCAACUGUUAAGCUCGGUCGUUUCUCCAGGAGGAAGAAAGAUCGACACCGCAAUCACGGACAUCGAGAUGCUGUACUGGACCUCGCAUGGAACACUAAAAUGCCACAUAUUUUGGCAAGUGGUUCAGUUGAUCGGACAGUUCUUCUAUGGGACCUCGCCACCGCCAAAGCUGCUACUCAGUUUAAGGAUUUUGAAGAGAAAGUACAAACGCUACAGUGGCACCCAACAGAAGUUAACAUACUCAUGGCUGGAUCGUGUGACUGUAAGUUGAGAUUGAUGGACUGUCGUCUGGAGGAGGUUCUCAUCACGGCUACGGUAGACGGAGAAGUAGAGAAGACAGCUUGGCACCCCACAAAUCAGUUCCAUGCUUUGGUUGGAACUAGCAAUGGCACAUUAUGUGCUGUGGACUGUCGCAACGGCAGCGUCGUCUGGCAAGUAAAAGCUCACAAUAAGGAAAUAACAGGCCUGGUUGUUGUUGGCGGUGACAGCAUAACAACGUGUUCUACGGACGAAACCGUGAAAGUUUGGAGUUUGUUGGAGAGUAAUCCUCAUUUGAAGCAGACUAAACAGACCAACAUGGGCGAACUACACUGUCUCAGUUUGUGUCCUGACAAUCCCAACAUAAUAUGCAUUGGCGGCAGCAAAAAAAGCUGCAACUUCAAGGUCAUCAAUCUAUCCACAGAUAUGCAACCAGACGCUGAUGAUGGUGACAUGGAUGUGGAGGGGGAUGCAAACAUAGACGACGGAACGUAACAAUCACGUACUCAUUAUUUGUUACUAAAAGUUUUGUAAAA